Odontomachus brunneus is the source of this 2209-nucleotide messenger RNA. RefSeq lists its product as uncharacterized. The coding region runs from base 672 to 1067 and encodes 131 amino acids. The transcript has 7 exons. The record is from RefSeq and is a predicted model, not a curated record. Lineage: Eukaryota; Metazoa; Arthropoda; Insecta; Hymenoptera; Formicidae.
CCUGUUCUUUGUAGCUGCACUGGUGCGAUACAUUGAAGUAAGACAAAUAUAAGUUUUCUCACUCUAACUUUUUUUGUACUAGUUCAGCAGUGCAGCUACAGAGAACAGGCCUUUCGAUGGCCAGUAACCGCCGACUUUGUCAAUCCACCACUUUUUCUUUCAUUGUAUGUAUUGCUCAAUUUCGACGGUUUUCUCACGAUAUUUUGUCACAAAAGGAUGAACGAAACUUACGACACUCCCGGCGACGAUAAUUCGAGCGUGGGACACAUCUUCUGCAGUUGAAAUCAUAAAUACGAAACCUCUCUUCAAAUCCGUGUUAACACGUCGCGACCAGCUUUAUUGAAGUGAACUUCACCGCGAUUGAGUUUCUCGAAAUUUCAUAACUGCGAGAUAACGAUAUAUUCACGAGGUAUCGAUAUCUUCACGAAGUAUCGCUAUGUUCACGAACUAUCGAUAUGCUCAUUUGUAUUUACGAUUAAAAUUAAAGUAAAUUGAAUAUAAAUACGAUUGUUGACUUUCACAGACAAGAGUCUGAUAUUAGUAAACUCGCUAGAGUGACUGGAAAAAAAUAGGAAUUUAGACGUAACAAGAACACGUAGACAAAGUAGAAGAUCCAAUAAAAAUAUAAAUUUUUUACACCUUAUAAGAAUUUACCAGUAUAUAUAAAAGAUAUGGAAAUUCUAUUGUCUGAAUACAUGGACAUUUUAAGAAGAUUAACGUACUCGUUAUUAUUUCUUAUAAUAUUCUACAGUAUCUCUAAAAUAGUCUCUAAUCAAGUUAAUGAAGAAUUAAUUCUUAUAUUACUAAUAUUAAAAGCAUUGUUCCUGAUAAUACAUAUUAUAAUCCUGCCAAAUUUUAUCAAUUUUGGUAAUAAGGCACCUAAUGAGGAACCUAACUUCUUUGAGAAUUCCUUUGAUACAAAAAACAGUACCAAUUCUGGUAAUGAAACAUCUAAUGAGGAAUCUAACGAGAAUUUCUUUGAUGCAGUAAACAGUACCGAUUCUGGUAAUGAGGCAUCUAAUGAGGAACCUAACGAGAACUUCUUUGGUGCAGUACACAGUUAUUAAUUGUUAAAUAUAGAAUGGAAAACAUAGAAAAUGAAAAUCAUUUUCGGGUUCAAGAACUAUAACUGCAAAUUAUAAGAAGUUCUAAAAUAACAUUUCGGAUAUACUACCAAAUGUACGAGGUAAAUAAAACAGAUAGAGCACAAGACGUCCUAGAAUUAUUCUAUGUCCAAGUUGUCCAUGAGAAUGCCCUAGAACGUCUUGAGUAUAUCCAGAAUAAUCUCAAAACGUAUUGUGCUAUUUGGAAAAAAUAUGGUAGUGUGGUAUGUUAUUUACACAAUUAGUUGACGAUAUCAUUAUGUGAUUAUAAGAUGGAGCAAAUUUUAAUACAAUAAAAGUAUUAAAACGUAUUAAAUAAGCUUAAUAUUCAAUUUCAAGUUUGAUGCAUAUCAGAGCAUAUCGAAAAAUAUAAAUAUUUAGUAAGAAAUUUGUUAUUAGAGGAUAUCUUAACAAACAAUUUUAAAGUUAUAUAUUAUCAUAUUCGAAUUUUUUAUAAUAAUUAGACUAUAUAACGAAAAAAAUUUUAUAAAUAUUAAUUGAAAAUUAAUUGUAUAUUAAAUUUGGAAACAUUUGCUGUGUUAAUAAAUUAAUUCUUUACAGUCCGAAUUGUUUUCGAUUUUUCUUGUCAGCUGAUUUGUACCCAGUGAACACAACGUUACAUAUAACAUACAAAUUAGUUGUAAUUUCCUACUCAACAAUGUAACUGUUAUAUAACACGUAUGUUAUAUAACAGUUACUACAUUGUUGAAUAGAAAAUUAUAACUAACAUAUAUGUUACAUGUAACAUUGUGUUCACUGGGUAGAAAUUUAUUAAAUAUUUAAAAUUUAACUUAAAUUUGUAGAUACAGAGUAAUAUAUUUAUACUGACUAUAUUAUUAUGAUUAAAAAAAUUGAUUUAUAUAAAAUCUACUAAAACAAAGUGUAAUGUCGAAAUAAACUUAACAUAGGACUGUAAAGGAUUAAAGAACAAAAAUUAACGUUUCCGAAAGAUUAAUUUUUCUUAUUUUCUUAUACUUCUAUAUAUAAAAAUAUUGAAAUUUUUGGCAUUCACGUAAUGUUAUACAAUUUAUAUUAAUUGUGUUACAUUUUACCAUUAUAUGUUAGUAUAAACACAUGACUAUAUAUGUAUAUAUAUGUUCAAUACA